CCAAGGAGGUUGCGAUGGAGACAAGAUGAAACUGACGGGUUGUUUUUCGGAGGAAAGUGCCUCUGGGGUGUCCUUACCUGGCGGCUUCCAGGGUUGUAUCAUUAUCAGAAUCGUAUAUUUGAGGAAAAAGGAGGAGUGUAUUACAAUUUUGUCGAUGCCCGAGGAUUAUGGACCCAAACAAUAACGACCGGCGGCGUAACGGGUUGGAUAACUGCCUGUACACUUCUUGUUCUUUGUGGUCUUCUCUUUAUUUACUAUAGCUAACACGCCUUCAACGCAUUCAUUGUGGACAUUUUUUCUUCUUCUCAAAAAUGUUGAAUUUAGCGCUCUCUCGACGUGAAGGAUAUUCGUGGCACGUCAUGUUUUGCUGUUGGACAUGAAGGUGUAAGAAGCACAAAUCUGCGGACGCCGUUUCGCAGACACUAUGAUACAAUAUUUUGACAAAACCCUCAUUUUUUGUGUUACGCUCUAUUGCGCAUGCCUAGUGGUAGAUACAGAACGCUACCCGACGCCACUUCGCUCCGUCCUGGCCGUGAUGUAGGAGCAAAAGUGACGGGAGCGGAGGACUAAAAUAAUGCGUUGGCAAAGUAGCAGCGCGGCGACCAAAGGAUUUGACUUUAGAUCCUUCACGAAAUAGAUUGUGCCAUAAACUGAAGCAUGUCAGGGACACCAAAUGCAGAGGCUGAAGGAGUAGUCUCCAAAGUGAAAGUGAAAAAGGAGAUCAAGACAAUCGUGGAGAAUUUGGAAACCAUCCUGGGAGACCUCAAGGAUGUAGCCAAAGAGCUCAAAGAGGUGGUUCAUGAUAUUGACACCCUGACUUGUGACCUGCAACUUGAGGAGGACGGACUGACAGACAGCUCUAAGACAGACACGCUCAACUCCAGCUCGAGUUCCACCACCACUACCACUGCUUCCAGCCUGGAGAAGAUGAAGCUCUUCCCCGAUGACUGCAUCUUCAAACCACCUGCGCCCAUCGCCCCGGCCCCUGUCAACCCUCCUGCAGUCCUGACUGUACUCAAGAAACCCCACCCUCCCCUACCACCACCCAGACUUACCCCGCCGAGAGCCGAGGAUCACAACAUUAAGAAUCUGCCUCAUCCAACAUUAGUGUUAUCAGGGAAUAUAUCCAAGGCUACCGGGUCUCUAAUGAGGAAUGGCGGGGUUUUUCCUUUAAAACCAAACAGGGAUUUAUUCUCCUCCACGCCGUGUUUCAUUUCUAAUGACGGCGGAAUCCCUGAGUCGGGUCUUGUUCCUACAUUACCCAGACCCAUGCCUCUUCUCCGCCAUGAAAAGAACAAAUGUCCCAAGGCUCCUGGCAGGGAGUCUCGUGAGAGGGAGCGUGUCCGUUUCAGCGAGAAGGUCCAGUACCACGGCUAUUGCCCAGACUGUGACCUCCAAUACAAUGUAGACGACACAGAACUACACUUACAGGCGGAGCUGAACGACUUGAGGCUGAGCCCAGUGCAUUGCUGCUCUUCCUCCUCCUCCCCUCCUCCUCCCCAUGCUCUUUCUCAUGAACUAAUGUUGGAAAACGGUGGCCUCUCAGUCAGCCACAGUUUCCCGCCGACAGCGAACACUCUUCCACCUUGUGUGCCUCAUCACCCGCCUUCCCUCAAGCCCCAGAAAACAAUCCUACGCAAAUCAACAACUACCACGGUUUGACGCCGAAACCCCCUUGUUCUGUCCAACUUAAACAUUCUUGAAUCAUUCAUAGUGUUUUCUACUUUAUGAGCGCUUUCUACUCCGGUUGAACUUUGGAUUAUCCAAACAGAGGGAGGAAGGGUUGGGAGAGAAAUGGAUGGAUAAAGUGAGUGGAACAGAGAGAAAGGCAUCGCCAUGGGCGCUGCGACAUACACAGAGAGAUCAGGAAGAAGCGCAGGUCAACCCCCGUUUGUGUAGACCCUCACUAUCACUCACUGUGAUAUCUAAAAGACUAAGUGGACGGGCCCAUUGAGAUGCUUGAGAUACAAGUGGAAGGGAUGCUUGUUUCAUGCACUGAUCGACCCUGGUUGAUCAGGGAGGGGAGGAGCCAGAGCUGAGGCCCAGCAUCAACCUAACCCUUUACAUAAAGUGCUAAUGGCUCUCAACCACCAGGAGACGAGAUCAUCUGGACAAAUUCCUACUUGGACUUUUGAGCACUUAACAACCCCCAGGCACAGCUGUGCCAGGGCAAUGUUACUGUGAAAGUGGGGGAAGAGAAAUUUAAGAAAGUGCAUACAGAUAGAUGACCUUAUACAGUAGUUGUGUAGGUGAUAUUUUUUGUUACAUAGAAAUAGUUGAAUUAAAGAUUAGAACGCUGCUGAAACCCUAUCAUCAAAAGUAAAGAGGCAAGUUUAAAUAAAGAAGUACAAGAUGGGGUGAAAUGAUGUCAGCCAGUAUUUGAUUGAUGUCUACACAGACGUCUGCUCUGUGCAUACUCAGAUGGAAAUCAAUAGCUCCACUCAACCGAUGGAAUUUGCCUUUUAAGAAUUGUAAUUGUUUGUGUCUGGAGAGCCUGGCAGGUCUGCCUGUGAGAUAAACGCUGCUCUGCUGGACUGCAGAUAAGGAGAAAAUAAUAUUGUGUCAGUAUGUACCAUAUGCACAAUCACAUUGUUUGUUUUUGUUUUUUUGGAAAGACUAAUGAUUUGAAAUGAAUGAUGUGGUCACUGAUCUGUGUCCAGACAUUAUGUUCCUUGUACAUCAAAAUCUAUGUGCUCAACUGGUGCCAUGCAAGUUGUUUGUUUUUUUUUCAUACUAACAUACAGAGUAAAGUGGCAUAGUUACAGCUUUAAAGGAUCCUUGAAGAAGUAAUAAUUUGCAUCAAAUUUUCUUUGUAUACAAAUAUACAUGUACAUGUUUGAUAUCUAUAUAUUUCAGGCAUUUUUCUACAGAGACUUUAACAUUUAAAGAGAUGAUAUUUUUGAUAUUGUGCUGGAUGACUGAGAGGUACUUUGACGAGAGCUGACAUUCCCUCGAGGUGUGUGUUUUUCAGCAGGGCAUAGCAGGAUGAGUAAUUUAUAUAUAUAGCAACAGGAUAGUGUUUGUAUGUAUGAACUACAAAUUCUCCAGUAUGAUCACUUCAAGACACCUUACAGAAUAGGUUGUAUUGUGAGAAAGAAAAUAUAAGGUGGAGAAGAAAAAAUGGCGUAAACCAAAUACCUAGUUGUGCUUUAUCAGACGGGAGGCAUGGGGCUGAAUGAAUGCAUGACUGAAUCUUCACUUUGUCCUGCCAUCACUGUGUUUUUCUAUGCAUUUCUGUGGAGAGGCUGUCUGUUGGUGGGUACAACAUGCAGGGUGCUCUGCUCUCCAUAAUACAGAGUUAGGAAGGAUUCGCUGUCAUCCUCAUAUGAUGUCCAUCAGGUUAUUUCUGCAGCCACUAUAAACCUGACCAGUGUCCUGGGUUUUAUCACAUUGCUUAGGCCAAUCACUCAUUGAUCAUUAAAUAAUAAUAAUAAGGUUUAGUUAAAUACAGUACUGUGCAAAUGUUUUAGGCAGGCGUGGUAAAUAUGCUGUAGAGUGUACAAACAGAAGAAAAAUCUUAAUCAAAUCAGUAUUGCAGACAUUACAAUGUGCUUUACAAGGACAAAAUGAAAAGUAAAGAAACUGGGAAUUUACUGUGUGUGUGUGUGUGUGUGUGUGUGUGUGUGUGUGUGUGUGUGUGUGUGUGUGUGUGUGUGUACACAUUUUCAUAGGUCAUUUUGGAUCAAUAAAAGGGUGACAAACAUAUGCCGGAAAGUAACAAACAUUAUUUGAUACACACAGCCUCUCUCUCUCCACAUUCAGACUGGAGACACCACACUUGUAAACUCCAGCUCUUUGUUCUCACUGGACACAGAGACUGAAAUCAUGACCAAACUCUGGAUCAAUCAAGAAUCAGAUUUAAAGGUUAUUGGAUUGUCUCAAAAAGCUGUCAGCUGUAUUUUGUUGUGUGUCCACAAAUGGUUGGAAAAUAACUUGUGAGAAGUAAACACUUUACACUUAA
Molecule: messenger RNA, 3961 nt
Organism: Micropterus salmoides (largemouth bass)
Lineage: Eukaryota; Metazoa; Chordata; Actinopteri; Centrarchiformes; Centrarchidae
Gene: prr16
Product: proline rich 16
Exons: 4
Coding region: 658-1662 (334 amino acids)
Biological process (GO): positive regulation of translation; positive regulation of cell size
Source: RefSeq, a predicted model, not a curated record